Molecule: messenger RNA, 258 nt
Organism: Micromonas commoda
Lineage: Eukaryota; Viridiplantae; Chlorophyta; Mamiellophyceae; Mamiellales; Mamiellaceae
Exons: 2
Biological process (GO): proton transmembrane transport
Cellular component (GO): membrane
Molecular function (GO): inorganic diphosphate phosphatase activity; diphosphate hydrolysis-driven proton transmembrane transporter activity
Source: RefSeq, a predicted model, not a curated record
AUGGCCGACGCUGGUGAGGCCGAGGCCGACUCGUACCAGAAGCUCCGUCAGAUCUACCGCGACAUCCAGGCCGGCGCGAAGGCUUUCCUGGCGGCGGAGUACAGGAUGUGCCUCGCCUUCCUCGCAGUCUUCGGCGUCGCGAUGAUCUUCUUCAUCGGCACUCUCACCGCCUUCUCCUUCUUCGUCGGCGGCAUCACCUCCAUGGUCAGCGGCUACAUCGGAAUGAUGAUCGCCGUGUUCACCAACGCCAGGUGCACC